AUGUUUGUUCUGAUUGCCCAGCUAUUUUUAGUAUCUUCUGCUGAUGCAAUAUUAAAUAUUGAUCCACUUACAGAUCUGAGUACUGAACAGUCUUUAAGUAGUUGUGCUGCUGAAUUGGGUCGAUUCUAUUUUAGAGACCAAUUUAAUGAAAGCGUUAUUGUAAUUUUCGAAAAUUCUACGAAAUUUUCAUCGCUGCGUUCAUUUUUAGUCAAUGAAUUAGCCAAUGAAAAUAAACCAUACUAUAUAAUAUCUUUGAACAAAUCAAUAUUAAGAAACAAAUCAGGAAGAAUGUUCAAACAUCUAUUAAUAGAAAUGUCGUAUGUCGAUAAAUUCAAAGAAACUAUUGAAAUAAUCAAAGUACUACCUAGUUGGAACCCUAAAGCUAACUUUUUAAUUAUAUCUUUUACAACAUUCGAAGAUUCAAAGGUAACAGCUAAUACAAUUUUUACCAUGCUUUGGAAAGAAGAUAUUGUACCAAUAGCUGUUAUACUAAUAGAUCAAAAAAAAACAAACUUUGAUAUCUUUACAAGAUCUUCCAUGUACGAUCUAAGUGUAGAUAUAUCAGAGUUGAAUAUAUGUGGACGAUUGAGAAGAGAAAAUAUAACUUACGAUAAAAUAGUAAUGAGACCAAUAGAUACAUUUAAAAAAGUUAGAGCCAAAUUCUACCCAUGGCCUCCUUUUACUUUUGACUUAAAAAAACCGGGAAUAGAGAUACGGCUGAUAGAUACAUUAGCAAAAACAUGUAAACUUACUGUGGAGUAUUAUGAAAUUGACCCAAAAUAUCCUAGCGGGGAAGUUUUCGAUAAUGGGACUCUAACAAAGGAGUUCAAAGAGUUAGCUGAUAACAAGUUCGAUAUAAUAUUUGGUGGAUAUACGUUAACUGACGAAAGAAUAUUGUACCUCAGUCCUAGCGUUUCCUAUUACUAUGAUGAAUUACUAUGGUGCGUCCCCAAUAAAGAACGUUACCAAUAUAACAUAUACAUUGAAAAAAUCGUAAUCUUACUUGGUUUACUAAUAUUAUUAGUAUUAAUAGUUAUGAUUUGGUAUACUAACAGAAGCGAAGAACCAAAAUUAAGAUUUGAUUCAUCUAUCGAUGAUCUGAGUACUGAACAGUCUUUAAGUAGUUGUGCUGCUGAAUUGUGUCAAAUGUAUUUUAGGGAUCAAUUCAAUGAGAGCGUUAUUGUAAUCUUCGAAAAUUCUACGAAAUUUUCAACUCCCCGUUCAUUUUUAAUCAAUGAAUUAGCCAAUGAAAAUAAAUCAUACUAUAUAAUAGCUUUGAACAAAUCAAUAUUAAGGAACAAAUCAACAAGAAUGUUCAAACAUCUAUUAAUAGAAAUGUCGUCUGUCGAUAAAUUCAAAGAAACUAUUGAAAUAAUCAAAGUACUACCUAGUUGGAACCCUAAAGCUAACUUUUUAAUUAUAUCUUUUACAGCAUUCGAAGAUUCCAAGGCAACAGCUAAUACAAUUUUCACCAUACUUUGGAAAGAAGAUAUUGUACCAAUAGCUGUUAUACUAAUAGAUCAAAAAAAUUUAACAAACCUCGAUAUCUUUACAAGAUCUUCCAUGUACGAUCUCAAUGUAAAUAUCUCAGAAUUAAGUAUAUGUGGACGAUUGAGAAGAGAAAAUAUAACUUAUAAUAAAAUAGUAACGAGGCCAAUGGAAACAUUUAAAAAAGUUAGAGCCAAAUUCUACCGAUGGCCUCCUUUUACUAUGUAUGACGGUAUUUCUUUCGACGGUUCUUUCAGCUUAAAGAAACCGGGAAUAGAGAAAAGGCUGAUAGAGACAUUAGCAAAAACAUGUAAACUUACUGUGGAGUAUUAUGAAAUCGAUCCAAGAUAUCCUAGCGGGGAAGUUUUCGCCAAUGGGACUCUAACAAAGGAGUUCAAAGAUUUAGCUGAUAACAAGUUUGAUAUAAUAUUUGGGGGAUAUACGUUAACUUACGAAAGAAUAUUGUACCUUAGUCCUAGCGUUUCCUAUUACUAUGAUGAAUUACUAUGGUGCGUUCCAAGCAAAAAACAAUACCAAUAUGAUAUAUACAUUGAAAAAAUUGUAAUUUUACUUGGUUUGCUAAUAUUAUUAGCAUUAAUAAUUUUGAUUUGGUAUACUAACAGAAGCGAAGAACCAAUAUCAAGAUUUGAUUCGUCUAUCGAUGGUAUCGUUUUAAAAGCAUUUGCGAUUUGCUUGCACAUUCCGAUUCCAUGCCUGCCAAAAUCUAACAGGUUGAGAUACUUUGUGGGUUUACUAAUUAUUUUUGCAUUUUUUUGCAAUACCACGUUUACAACGGAAAUAACAAGUUUCUUUAUGAAAAGGAAACCAUGCCAGAUGUAUGAUUCAAUGCCCAAAAUAUAUAAAAAUAAUUUAAAAACUUAUUUUGUGACGAAUUCUAUAAGAUAUUUCAACAGUGACUUUAUUGAGGGAAUAUCCAGAGAUGAGAUAGUAAAGAGGAAAAUUGAUUGUCACGAUUCCCUAGAAUGUUUAAAAUUUAUUCAAGAAGGACUUUCCUCUUUCUUGACUACGAAAAGUAAUACUGAAUAUUAUCUAGAUAUGAAACAAGUUGAUAAAGAAUUAAUUUAUUGCUUUUAUUAUUCAUAUGGCAGCUCCAUUUCUUUAAUUAUGAGGAAAGGUUUUUUAUAUAUUAAUGAAUUUAAUACGAUUAUUCACCAAUUAUUAUCCACAGGAGUAGUUGAGAAAUGGAAACAAGAAAUUUUUUCCGUGAACAAUAAAGAUCAAAGAGAACUUGGCGUUGAGGAAUUGAAACUCGAGGAUAUUUUUGUAAUAUUUUAUAUACUAAUAUUUGGAUACAUUUGUUCAAUUUUAGUAUUUCUUUGUGAAAUUUACAAGUUUUAGAACGUAAUUAUACUUAAAGUUGGUUUAGUAAUCGAAUGA
Molecule: messenger RNA, 2886 nt
Organism: Diabrotica virgifera virgifera (western corn rootworm)
Lineage: Eukaryota; Metazoa; Arthropoda; Insecta; Coleoptera; Chrysomelidae
Exons: 2
Coding region: 1-2847 (948 amino acids)
Source: RefSeq, a predicted model, not a curated record